Carya illinoinensis is the source of this 1110-nucleotide messenger RNA. RefSeq lists its product as uncharacterized. The record is from RefSeq and is a predicted model, not a curated record. Gene Ontology annotation, cellular component: plasma membrane. NCBI's taxonomy places the organism in Eukaryota, Viridiplantae, Streptophyta, Magnoliopsida, Fagales, Juglandaceae. Bases 51 to 737 code for a protein of 228 amino acids. The transcript is spliced from 4 exons.
CAAGUAUUUUAUAUUACCAAACGAGUCAUCCGUUAGGCCGGACAACAAGAAUGAGUUCGAAGAACCACAACUACCAGAUCCACCACGUCGCCUACGCCCCCCUCCCUCCAAUCCCCACCACCCAAAACGUCGUCGUCCUCCCCAUCUACCAACCACCUCCGAGUCGCCAUCGGAGUCGCCACUAUCUCGUCUACGCCACCGCCACUAUCCUCCUCUUCCUAACCAUCUUUCUCCUCUACCCAUCCGACCCGACCAUCCAACUCGCUCUAGUCCGCCUCAACAGCGUCCGAGUCAAUUCGUCGCCUGGACUCACCCUCGACCUCUCCUUCUCUCUCACCGUCAAGGUCUACAACCGGAACUUCUUCUCCCUCGACUACAACUCCCUUGUCGUCGCUGUCGGCUACCGAGGGAGGGAGCUGGGGUUUGUCAGCUCCCAGGGCGGGCGCGUGAGGGCCAGAUCUCCUUCGUAUGUGAACGCCACGGUCGACCUCAAUGGGUUCGAGGUGAUUCACGACGUGUUUUACUUGCUUCAAGAUUUGGCGAGGGGUGUAAUCCCUUUUGAUACUGAUACAGAAGUGAAUGGAGCAAUAGGGCUGCUCUUCUUCAAAAUUCCUCUUAAGGCAAGAGUAUCUUGUGAGGUGCAUGUAAAUACGAAUGACCAGACAAUUGUCCACCAAGAUUGCUACCCUGAGGGCCCGGGCAGCGGAAGAGUGUGGAUAAUGAUGGGGUGGAUAUAAAUAGGAUGUGGCAGAAGUUCUCGAUGGCAAUUGGCAAGUUGUAGCCGAACAUGAAGUGUUUAUAUAUAUAUAUAUAUUUGGAAUAGGCCCGUGGAUUCAUGAUGCAACUAUGACCCAAAAUUGUGCAAGUGGUGGUUGGAAUGCUUUGCAUUGGCACAACUCUAGGUGUUGACACGACAUUCUAAUUUUAGGACAUGGGGAUCUUUUUUUCACUUCUAAUGGAAGGCUGCCAAAAUUAGAAUUCCUAAUGGUAUGUGACAUACAUGAUAUUUUUCAUUCUUGUAGUCGGAUAUAUUCAUGUAGAUGCCAGAUGCCCAUUAACAACGAAGUAGAAUGGUCCCUUUAACUCAAAAAUUACAGAUCGACUGCCAAA